Molecule: messenger RNA, 2257 nt
Organism: Closterium sp. Naga37s-1
Lineage: Eukaryota; Viridiplantae; Streptophyta; Zygnematophyceae; Desmidiales; Closteriaceae
Source: the annotation of a GenBank genome assembly
CACGCUCCUCUGGGGCAACGAGUCCUCGCCUCUGGCGGACAUCCACCCGCCGUCCCCUCCGCCCAAGGCCGCCACGCCAGCAGCAGCAUCCCCCCCACAGCGCGCGCCCAUGUUCCCCUCGUCCCCCAGCGUCGCCUGCUCGCCUCCCAAGCCUCCCCACCCGGCCCCCGACACCAAGGCCGCCAUCCGGCUGCGCUUCGCGGGGGACAGGGCGCGCGGGGCGGCGGGGCUGUUGUUCAUGGGCAAGGCCAGCCGCCGCACGCUGUCCGUCAGCAGCCACGCCUCCUCCUGCUCCGUGCUCACCCUCUCCUCCACCGCCUCCGCUCCCCCCGCCCCCGACCCUGAGUCGCCAGCCGUGGAGCAGGGGGCGGUGAGGGUGCGGCACAUGCACACGGCGUCACGCGCGUCCAUAGCGAACUCACUGUUCGACGACCCCAUGCUGGACGCCAUCUACGCCGACGACGAUGCUGACCCUGACCACCCCGACCCUGACCAGGACCGCUCCGAGGACGGAUGGGCGGCGCGUGGUGACAGCAUAGCGGAGGGCAGGACGAGCUCCAUCCACCUGGGCAGUGGGCGGCUGGGCAGCAUGCGGUAUGGCGAGGGCGCGGAGGAGGAGUGGGGCGUGGAGGUGGAGCGCGAGGCCAGUAGCAUGCGCGCGCUGGUGCAGCAGAUCGCGGACAGGGGCGGCCUCGAGGACUGCCUCGCCAGCUAUGCUGGCAUGCGCAUGGAGGUGGUGCGGCGAGCGGUGAAGGAGGCGGACGUGCAGCUGGCCGUGAGUGCGGGCGCGCUGGAGGGGCAGGCGUGGGGCGCCGUCGAACCCAUGUUCAAGACGUGGCUCUCCCAGGCCCACUCCCUCGCGUUGGUGCUGGUGCAGCGGGAGCGCGCGCUGCUGGCGGCCAUCUUCAAGGACAUCCCCUCCUUCGCACUCUCUGCGCCGCCCGGCCCCGCCAAGCCUGCGCUGGCGCGCCUGCCGUCGCUGGCGGCGAAGCUGCCGACGCCGACGGCGCUGCUGGCGGACAUCAUGGUGGAGGCGGGGCUGCUGACAGCGCUCUUCCACCUGCGCGCCAGUGCCACCGCGCUGCUGCACACGGCACCGGCGCCCGAGAAGAUCUUCGUGCUGCUCGACAUGUACUGGCUGCUGCGCUCCACCACCGACAACAUGAGGGAGGUGGCGCCGGCCAGUCUGGCGGAAGCGUGGGGGGCGCUGCCACGCAGGGCGGCGGAGGCGGCGACCAAGAGUUUGGCGGAGCUGCAGGCCAUGGUGGAGCAGGGGUGCAGGGCGCCGCCCGCCACCACCACCAAGAAGUCCCUCGGCGCCCGCCUAAGGCUGCCUCGGCCGGGGCGCAAGAAGGCGCAGGAGGGGGCGCCGAGCAGUGUGGCGGUGCACCCCGUCACCAGCUACGUCGUCAACUACCUGCAGCAGUUCCAAGACAGGUCGCAUGCGGGCAGCUACGGGUGCAUAUUGGAGGAGGCGCUGAGGGAGUUUGAGGAGGGCGCGAGUGUGGAGCGCGAGACAGGGCUGCUGCUGGAGGGCGUGCAGGCGAACAUGGAGGUGAAGGGGCGCGCGUGCCCCACGGACAUCACCUGCGCCAUCUUCCUCAUCAACAACCUCCACUACCUCGCAUCUUUUGCGGAGAAGAACGAGCACCCGUGUGCGGGGGCGUUGAGUGCAGUGUUGGAGAAGCACACCGACGCGUUUGUCAGCCUUGCGCUCAAAAGGAUUCUGGACGCAUUGGGGCCGGGCGACAGCAGCAGCAUCGAUGACAACGAAGUCAUCAAGAGGCUGCGGGUGUUCAACGCGGCGUUUGAGGAGCUGGCGCUGGAGCAGAAGGACUGGAGCUUCACCAACGACGACUGCCGUCGCAACAUGCGCCAGCGCCUCGCCUCCACCGUGCGCACCACCUACGCCAAGUUCCUCCUGCCGCACAGUGCCCUUUGCCACUGUGUCCCUCGCCACUCGCCCCCCCCACACGCAUCUGAACCCCCCUCUCCACUCCCUUCCCCACUUUCCCCCCGUCACAAUCCUUGCAUGUGCACCCCCUGCGCGGGGGGGGAUCAGGGAGGACCUGUGCACGAUGCCGACGUACCACUGGGCGCCGGACGGGGUGGAGCGCCUCAUGCAGAAGUCCUUCCUCUUCAACAGCUCGCUGCUGCCCUUCUCUGCCUCCCUGUAGCGCAUGCCGCACCGCGCAACACCAUGGCAGUUAUCGCUCCACAGGGCGGGGGACAGCCCGUCGUCUGGGAGCUGGGUUGA